Messenger RNA from Sinocyclocheilus rhinocerous, 637 nucleotides. RefSeq names its product gastrula zinc finger protein XlCGF49.1-like. Gene Ontology annotation, biological process: regulation of transcription by RNA polymerase II. The record is from RefSeq and is a predicted model, not a curated record. Lineage: Eukaryota; Metazoa; Chordata; Actinopteri; Cypriniformes; Cyprinidae. Gene Ontology annotation, cellular component: nucleus. The annotation marks the transcript as partial. Gene Ontology annotation, molecular function: RNA polymerase II transcription regulatory region sequence-specific DNA binding; DNA-binding transcription factor activity, RNA polymerase II-specific. The transcript has a single exon.
AUGGAAGAGAAAGAUCAGAAUGUGAAACACCAUGAUUUCAUGGGUGGGGAAAAAACUUGUACUUACUCGCCGACUCGAAAAACAGAAACCAGAAACCUUAAAUUCCAGAUGAGUGUUCACACUGGAGAGAAGCCUUAUGUCUGCCAACAGUGUGGAAAGAGUUUCAUUCAAAAAGACAGCCUUAAAGCCCACAUGAAAAUUCACAGUGGAAAGAAGCCUUACACCUGCAAACAAUGUGGGAAGAGUUUUAAACAGAAACAGUACCUUAAUGCCCACGUGACAAUUCACACUGGAGAGAAGCCUCACACUUGCAAACUGUGCGGGAAGAGCUUCACGCGAAAAGAAAAUCUUACAAUUCACAUGAGAAUUCACACUGGAGAGAAGCCUUACAUUUGCCAACAGUGUGGGAAGAGCUUUACACAAAAAGAAAGUCUUAAGACUCACACGAGAGUUCACACUGGAGAGAAGCCGUUCAUCUGCUCGCAGUGUGGGAAGAGUUUCAAACAGAAAAAGUACCUCAAUGGCCACAUGAGAGUUCACACUGGAGAGAAACCGUUUGUUUGUGAUCAGUGUGAAAAGUGUUUCAGAUAUAAAGCACACCUUCGUAAUCACAUGAGGAUUCACUCAGGAGAGAACU